AUGGAAACAUUUGCUAUACAACAAGUAUCUGUGCUUCUGCUGGUCAUUUCUAGCGCAUUCUGUCUAUUUGGCGCAUCUUUCAAUUUAGAUGUGACGUUUGCAACAUUUUCUGUUUGGGUUUUCCUGGUCUGCGUGGGUAGUUUAUGCGAAGUCUUUAGUCUGCGCUUCCGCUUAAGACACGCAAUUGUUAAUGGCGCUAAUAACCCAAUAGAGCCAAAAAAGGGCGACUUUCCCCAUCAAGUGACAUUAUUAGCCCAAUUGAAUGGCACAAAUUUAGUAUACUGCGGUGGCAGCUUAAUACACCCCGGAUGGAUUUUGACUGCAGCACAUUGUUUAGAACAAGACGGUAAACAGUUUACCCCAGACUUUGUUCAAGUUUCAGUAGGUAGCGUCUACUCAGACCUAAGGGGUGGACGUAUUUUGCUGGUGGAAAAAAUCGUUAUUCAUCGGGACUAUCUCGAAUCGAAUGGCAAUCAUCAUGAUAUUGGCCUACUAAAAUUGCAAACCUGGGCUACAUUGUCCACAUUCAUUAAGACAGUUCGUCUCCACCUCAAUCAAAGUGAAGAUUUGAUCGGAAAAACCGCAUAUUUAACUGGUCUGGGUGUCAUCAAUGAUUAUAUGCAAAGACCAACAAGAUUACGCACAGCUACCUUACAUGUUAGUUCGCCAGCUGAAUGUUCAAUAAGUGCUAAAGAUAGUGCUGUCCAGAUUUGCUGCACUUCUACUGUGCACGAAGGAAAAGCUUGCAAGGGAGAUAGUGGAGGGCCACUUGUGAUAAAGAGGAAUGGAUUUUUCUUGCAAAUCGGCAUAACCAGUCAUUUGGCUCGCUUGUCUUACUGCAAAUUGGCCGAUAACCAUUCUAUUUACACUAAGGUAGCUGCGUAUGUACAAUGGAUAUCUGAAAAUACUAGAAUCGAUUUUUACAAUUAUUUGGUUGAAGAGACCUUGUAAAUACGAUUUUUCUCGAUGUAUACCUGUGAAGUAGAUGAAUAUAAAUUGCUAUAUUUGAAAAA
Messenger RNA from Dendroctonus ponderosae (mountain pine beetle), 1013 nucleotides. RefSeq names its product serine protease SSP1. The transcript is spliced from 8 exons. Lineage: Eukaryota; Metazoa; Arthropoda; Insecta; Coleoptera; Curculionidae. Gene Ontology annotation, molecular function: serine-type endopeptidase activity. Gene Ontology annotation, biological process: proteolysis. The coding region runs from base 1 to 951 and encodes 316 amino acids. The record is from RefSeq and is a predicted model, not a curated record.